UCGGAGCUCACCGUUGCUCACCCAGCUCACCGCCGCCAGUGCCGUACGCAAGUAACAUCAGGAUGUGAUAAUUUGGAAACCGUACUGUGUGUCUGUCCAUGUCGGCGACCUCCGUCACGUUCCUCCGGUUUCAACGAGGACCUUAGAACGGCACGGAAAACGAUCGAAAGAUGUCCAGCGUGGACUGGGAGGAAGUCAAGCGACUGGCCGCCGAUUUUCAGAAGGCGCAGCUCAGCUCGACCUUGCAAAAACUCUCCGAGCGAAAUUGUAUAGAAAUCAUAACGACAUUGGUGGAGAACAAGCUUCUGGACAUUAUAUUUACCAAUGACGGCAAAGAAUACGUCACGCCGCAGCAUCUCGGGAAGGAGAUCAGAGACGAGCUGUACGUUCACGGUAAAAAAGUCAGCUUGGUCGACCUGGCGCAAAUCCUUAACGUCAACUUGUCGCAAGUGACUAGAGUGGUGACGGAGAUCGAGAGGCACAACAAGGGGCUGAAGGUGAUCCUGGGGCAACUUAUCGAUAAGAGUUACAUCAGUAAAAUUGCGGAGGAGAUAAACGACAAGCUCGUGCAGCACGGCUGCAUUAACGUGGCCGAAUUAACGCUCACUUACAAUCUACCGGCCGACUUUUUGCAAUCGGUCGUCGAGAAGGAACUUGGGAAGAUAGUACACGCCACCCAGGACUCCCAAGAUCCCAAGGUCUUUUACACCGAGAGCUUUAUCGCUAGAAAUAAGGCGAAGAUCAAAGGCGCCCUGUCCGCCGUCACGAAGCCUACGCCACUAUCCGCAAUACUGGGGCAGUGCGGCGUGUCGGAAAGAAUAUUUUUCUCAAUCCUGGAUAGUUUGCAAGAGGUGAAACAAGUGCCAGGAGUCGUGACUGGGAAACAGAGUGGAAACAGCAUUUACAUACCCACUAUAUACUCUAAAAGUCAAAAUGAAUGGGUUGAAAAUUUUUACAAACAGAAUGGAUACUUAGAAUAUGACGCCCUUACAAGACUCGGGAUAUCGGAUCCAUCGGGCUUUGUGAAACGUCACUUUCCGAACGAGAGCAUAGUCUUCCUAAAGUCAGUGGCUGUGGGGACGGUGGUAACGGAUCAAGUCGACGCCAAUAUCGAGGAGGCCGUUGCGACCGGAUCCUUCGUCGAUCUGUAUCCCCUUCUGCCGUCUGUGUUUAGCGACGAAGACGCGGAACUUCUUCUCAAAUUAGCCACGAAGAAGACGAGGGUCAAUGUGCAUAUAUUCGCGAAGACGGUUGUGGUCUCCGAGGCAUUUCUACAGACUUUAAUCAAGUCCCUCGAAGCCGUGGCGGAGCAAAAGGCUCGGGACAUGGUAGCCAGCGGAAAGUGGAUUCAAUCUGUCGUCGAGAGUAAAUUGAAAUCUAAAUCCGCGGACGUGAUCGUUGAGAGUAAAGUGAGCAAAAAGGAGGAACGAAGGAAAAAGGCAACUGUUGGUAAAGCGGGGGGCGGUAGUCAAGGCAGAGAAACCAGGACGAAGUCUACGAAGAAGAAAUAUCUUCAGGGAAAGACGCAGGAAAAUGACUCUGACGAAGACGACGACGCGAGGCAGACAACGGUCGGAAAGGGUGAGAUUACGUUGAUAUCCGUGGAGGAAGUGAAAGCGGAGGUCAUGAAGGACGAGAACGUAUCCGUUAUCGAGGAAAUGGCGGACGAAUUAGCGUACUAUUUGCAACCGAAAUUGAACAAGUCCGCGUUAUCGUUGGCGGAGCAAUUGGCGCAAUCCAACAAGACCACGAACCUGAGCGAGAUCGGCGAACGCCUGAACGUUCUGAUAACGAACAUUCGAAUAUUCGACAAAGGUAUCAAACAUCUGGAUAAGGCGGAUCAAGCUUCACUGACCAAGUACCUGCUCAAGUCUCUAGGUCUCGACUUUGUGACGAGUAUAUUUAAAUUGGCUGCUCAACAGAACAUGCUGCAAGUGGCGGAAAAUCUCACGACGGAAACGAGGCAAAGACUGCUGCUCGAAUUGCCCGCGGACGUCAAGGAGCCGUUGACCGCUAUCCACAGGACGGUGAUGGGAGAUUCGGUGGAGGACUUUUUGAACAGCGUCGACGGGGCGAUGGCAGCCUGCUGUCUGGUCCUGAAGAAGUACGAUAAAAAGAAGGAGCGGCCGCAGGUGCACGCACACAGAGAGGCUCUGCUGGAGGAGCUGAACGCCACGCAAGAUCCCGCGUUAACGUUACACCUAGUUACGAGCGUGCUCUUCACCGCUGUCACGCAGAACGCCUUACACAUGUCUGGCAGACACGUAACAACGGUUCUCGCGUUCCUUCAACAGCACUUGGAGCCCAAUACGAUGUCGACUCUUGCUAGAUACCACGAUUUAGUGCUCAAUUUGCUAAGCUCUCCUGACGAAAACGCAAAAAUGGAAGCCUCCAGGGCCUUGGAGGAAGGAUUGGUGGACAUAAAAAACAUUGCGAACAAUUUCAAGCAACAUGUGAAAAUAGACAAAUCUUGAGAGGGAUUACGCAAAAAUGCUGUAUAAUAUGAAUAAUGUAAUAUAGUCUAGACCCAUUUUCUGUAAAAGUAUUUGUUAUAUAUCAAUUAACGUUGUAUUUUAUAAUAAAAUAUACAAUAUACAUAUUUACAAUUUAAAAAAUCA
This is a messenger RNA of Temnothorax curvispinosus, 2618 nucleotides long. It is a transcript of the gene Ufl1, whose product is annotated as E3 UFM1-protein ligase 1 homolog. Gene Ontology annotation, biological process: regulation of proteasomal ubiquitin-dependent protein catabolic process; response to endoplasmic reticulum stress; protein K69-linked ufmylation. The coding region runs from base 171 to 2474 and encodes 767 amino acids. Lineage: Eukaryota; Metazoa; Arthropoda; Insecta; Hymenoptera; Formicidae. Gene Ontology annotation, molecular function: UFM1 ligase activity. Gene Ontology annotation, cellular component: endoplasmic reticulum membrane. The record is from RefSeq and is a predicted model, not a curated record. The transcript has 5 exons.